This is a messenger RNA of Fusarium coffeatum, 2631 nucleotides long. RefSeq lists its product as uncharacterized. The coding region runs from base 1 to 2631 and encodes 876 amino acids. Lineage: Eukaryota; Fungi; Ascomycota; Sordariomycetes; Hypocreales; Nectriaceae. The record is from RefSeq and is a predicted model, not a curated record. The transcript has 2 exons.
AUGAAUUUUGACUCGGCUGACGUCCCCCCUAUCCCUACUCGAGCCCACGGCCACCACGCUCAUGGAUACAGUCAUUCUCGCCGACGCUCCUUCCAAGGCCCCUCGUCAAAGCGCGCCUCUUCCAGUGUGCCCCCGGCCAGUCCCGAGGUUAUCUCCAACCUGAUCACCAGUCUGAGCGUCAUCUCUCAGCCCGCAACCUCCCACUUCGAAGCUUCUCCUCACAGCCUUUCGCUACCAGCAAGUCCAGGUCGUGGUCACGGAAGUUUUGGUGUUGACUACGGAGCGUUUCAUCAGCCUAGCCUUGACGAUCUGAGACAGGAUCCCGUUUCUCUCGACGAACUCGCCGCCCUACCACCCGUUAUCCGCACAUCAAAACCUCCCAGCGGAUACUCUUCAUUAACAGCGACAAAGAGUCCCAAGAGCCCUCGAAGCCCGAGUCGUGAAGGUGGUCUGCGAUCGUUUAUCCGAAAUAGUACAUCUCGACCUUCGUCCAAGGGAUCUUCGCAAGCCUCCAAGAACGAUGAUGCGCAGAGUAUAGGCAACCUCUCCGUUGAACGACGCUCUAGCGUAACGCCCGAUUUGAACCAUAAGCAGUCGCACGAAAGUUGGGGCAAGAAGACAUCAAGAAGUUCAAAGGGGCUUAUGUACAUGAGUUCAAGGGAGCGUUUACGCGAGAAGGAAGCCGAGCGAAAGAGAGUAUCGGGUGGAAUCUCAGCUUCUUCAUCGGGCGCACUCCCUGGCGAUAGCAUUCACAGCGACGGUCGCAACGAUCCCUUCUUUGCCGAAACAGCUAUUCGUGAGGAGUCGCAGUACGAACUACCAAUCGAGCGCCCAAUGGAUGGACCUUGCGCCAUCCCGGCGCGGGCGUCAAGUCUGACAAAAACGGGACAGUCGAAGCGAUCGAGCGGAAGAAGAAGACGCGAGGAUGGUUCUGUCGCCGACGUGAUACCUGAAGAUGAUGAACAAUCAAGACCUCGAGAUCGACAGACAAGUAGAACGAGGGAGGGGCAUCGCCCACAUCAAUCGAGGUCAUCCACAAGAUCGCCUGUAUAUGGACUCAAGGAUGCUACCCCAUCCAAGACCACUAGUGUGGCGGGUAGAAGCUUCCUCGAUAUCAGCAGAGACGAUGACGGCGCGAGCGAUGAGGAAGAUGAGGCGGCGGCGCCCUUCCCCGCUGUGGCUCAAGGAAGAAAGCGAGACCAGAGCAACGACCGCCAAGAUCGAAGACGGUCUGGACAGGUUAGUCCAGCGCCAGGAGAUGGGAUCAAGAUGAAGCGCAGCAGUUCUCGUCUCAAGCGCUUGUCCGAACCACUAAAUCUCAAGGCUGAAGAAGCACAUCGCGAGAAUCCUAGUCCCCAACCGCGGGUCCAGAGCCAGCGCACCCACCACGAACGACCCAUGUCUGCUGACUCGGUCGAUGAUGCUGUCGAUUCAUAUCUCUGCUCGCCACGAUUGUCGCAGAAGAUCCGACAUCCCCAAACGGGUCGUGUUAUUUCUUUCUCAGAGGUUGGCGACUCUGAAGGAUCUGCGGUCUUUUGUUGUGUUGGAAUGGGAUUGACAAGAUAUAUCACUGCGUUUUAUGAUGAGUUGGCAUUGACAUUGAAGCUGCGGCUAAUCACACCGGAUCGACCGGGUGUUGGCGAUAGUGAGCCUUAUUCGGAUGGCACUGCAACGCCGCUGAGCUGGCCUGAUGAUGUCUACGCUAUCUGCCAAACACUCAAGAUCACCAAGUUCUCGAUCCUCGCUCACUCCGCUGGCGCUAUCUACGCCUUGGCCACAGCACUCCGAAUGCCUCAACAUAUUCGAGGCAGAAUUCAUCUUCUAGCGCCUUGGAUUCCUCCUUCUCAAAUGAACGUCUUCGGCACAUCGCAAGCUCUUCCUCCUACCAACGCCAUUCCGACCGCCCAACGUAUCCUCCGAGCGCUUCCCACGCCCAUUCUCAAAGCUGCCAACAGCAGCUUUAUGACAGCGACAAGCAGCUCAAUCACCAGCUCAUUGCCUAAGUCACAAAAACGAGGAAAGAGAAAGAAUGGAGGACGCGAAAGUACCGGAAGUACACGAAACGUCACACCGAGUAUUGACAAGGAGAACGUUUAUAACAAGGGUCUUACAAAUGGAAAUAAUACUGCGGAGAUUGAUCCUCCUGCUGCCUCGGAGAAUAUGGACAGGGAGAGUAUUCCACAGGGCAACAGAGGUGACUCGGACAUCAUCGCAGCCGUGGCUGACGCUAUGGCGGAUAAAGAACGCCAAAUGACAUACGACCUCCGUCUAACCCACGCAAUCUGGGAACUCGCAACAACAGGCGCCAACCCCGCCGUCGACCUUUUAGUCUGUCUCGAGCGUCGCCACACUAUCGGCUUCCGAUACGUCGACAUCACAAGACCAGUCGUCAUCCACCACGGCAGCAGAGACACCCGUGUCCCAGUCGAUAACGUCAAAUGGCUCGGCAAGACCAUGCGUCGCUGCGAAGUUAGAGUCUUGGAAGGUGAAGGUCAUGGUCUCAUGGCUAGUGCCAGUGUUAUGGGCUCUGUGUUGAUGGAGAUGAGUAAGGAGUGGGAGGAUUGGAUGAAGGUUACGGGCGCAGAAGGGAAGAAGGAACAGAGGGGACGCAGAGGGACGCUUGUGCGAUGA